UGUGAAAUGUUCAAACGUGUUAGCACAGUGUAUUCUGGGAGUUGUAGUUCUAUUGGCGUCUGCUUGUUGUUAUCUCAGAUGGGCCCGAGUGCUUGCAAUCUGGGAUUAGUAGUUUAAAUUUAGGGUAAUCGCUACAACAGUCAAGUUUUUCCUUUUCACAAAACUACGAAUCCCGGCGAACCUCAUCUUGAUGUCAAUAUGGCUGCUGUCACACAGACAAAGAAUGUCUCACUACACAGACGAGCCGCGGUUCACUAUUGAGCAAAUCGAUCUUCUGCAGCGUCUCCGCCGGACGGGGAUGACUAAACAUGAGAUACUGCAUGCCCUGGAAACCCUGGAGCGUCUGGACCGCGAGCAUGGGGACAAGUUUGGCCGCCGGCCAGCCUACAGCGGGAUGAGCACCACCACUUCUACCAGUAAUAUGGCAGCCUCUUCCACCAUCACCAUCGCCACGCAGACCCAGUGCCGCAGGCUUUCGCCCUCCCCCAGCAACAGCUACGACACCUCCUCGCCCCUCAGCAGCGCCACAGCCAAUCACAAUGGCAAAGAGAGUAUGUCUACCACUCCCAACGGGAAGCUGUCACCAAGCCGAUACCCCACCAAUAGUGUGGGUCAAAGGUUGUAUAACUUUGAAGCCACAGAGGAAGAGCUGGACAUCGAUGACAAGGUGGAGGAACUCAUGAGGAGAGAUAGCAGCAUCAUUAAGGAGGAGAUCAAGGCCUUCCUGGCAAAUCGUCGGAUCUCACAGGCUGUGGUGGCUCAGGUGACAGGUAUCAGCCAGAGCCGUAUCUCCCACUGGCUGCUGCAGCAGGGCUCUGACUUGAGUGAGCAGAAGAAGAGGGCUUUUUACAGGUGGUACCAGCUGGAGAAGACCAGCCCAGGCGUCACCCUGAACAUGCGUCCUGCCCCCAUCGCCAUGGAGGACCCCGAGUGGAGACAGACCCCACCCCCGGUUAGCUCCACUCCAGGCAGCUUCCGGCUGCGUAGGGGUAGCCGCUUCACCUGGAGGAAGGAGUGCCUGGCUGUGAUGGAGAGCUAUUUCAAUGAAAACCAGUACCCUGAUGAAGCUAAAAGAGAAGAGAUUGCCAAUGCCUGCAAUGCUGUGAUUCAGAAGCCAGGGAAAAAGCUAUCAGACUUGGAGAGAGUCACCUCCCUGAAGGUCUACAACUGGUUUGCAAACCGACGGAAGGAAAUCAAGAGAAGAGCUAAUAUUGAAGCAGCAAUCCUGGAGAGCCAUGGGAUUGAUGUGCAGAGUCCAGGAGGACACUCCAAUAGUGACGACAUUGAUGGCAAUGACUACUCCGAGCAGGAUGACAGUACCAGCCACAGUGACCACCAGGAUCCGAUCUCUCUAGCUGUGGAAAUGGCUGCUGUCAAUCACACCAUAUUAGCACUGGCAAGACAAGGCGGGGCCGGGGAGAUCAAGACAGAGGUGCUGGAUGACGACGACUGAGGUUCUCGCAUGAGGAACUUGGGGGGGAAGGGAGAGGAAGUUAGAGUAUGUGGUGACCAAAACAAUUCUCGUUUAGCGCCUUUGCAGAUCUGCUCUGUCCUGAAUUUCUCUAAUCCCCUUUCAGCAACAUAAUGUUUGUAACAUGAAUUUAUAUGCUCGUCCAUUUAAAAGAGAAAACUAAAAAAAAGCCCAGCCUGUUUACCUCACUUGGCAUGGUGCUGUUUGCCUUGGCUUUCAUAUGCCUAGCAUUAGAGAUAAAGGACCCCGACCCCUCCUUCAAGUAGUACAAUUCAAGCAGACUCCCUCAGUUGUUAUAAGUGAUUCCAAUGUCCUUGCGUUUGAUGUAAAUAUGCUUCCUUUA
Messenger RNA from Acipenser ruthenus (sterlet), 1814 nucleotides. Its product is annotated as homeobox-containing protein 1-like. Bases 191 to 1453 code for a protein of 420 amino acids. Gene Ontology annotation, cellular component: nucleus. The transcript is spliced from 9 exons. Lineage: Eukaryota; Metazoa; Chordata; Actinopteri; Acipenseriformes; Acipenseridae. The record is from RefSeq and is a predicted model, not a curated record. Gene Ontology annotation, molecular function: double-stranded telomeric DNA binding. Gene Ontology annotation, biological process: positive regulation of DNA-templated transcription.